CUUUGUUGUCAAUGGAUUUUUUUUGUUUUGUUUUGUUUUGUUUUUGUUUUUUUUUUUUUGAGGAAAUACUUGGAGGCCGGUUGCUUCGCAUGAAAAUGUGGUUUCUUUCUGCACAUAACAGCAAAACAUGAUUUACAAAUUUAUAGAGUUGCAAGCCUUACAAUUUGUUUGGCAGCACCUUUUGUUGAUCUAUGUUGACGGGUUUUGUUGUUCGGGUCCGGAUCCGUACCCGAUCCGGUUUGUCCUAAUUAGGACUACUUAUACUUCUGUAAACCCUAAUCUUAGUGUUAAUGAAGUGUAGAAGAGAGAGAGUGUCUGGAGGCUAGUGGGCACCAGACCUCCUCACCCGUGGUUUUUCUUCCCUCGAGUCGAGGGUUUUCCACGUUACAUCCGUGUGCUUUCUUCUUCUCUCGUGCACAUUUUGUUUCUACAUGGUAUCAGAGCCGUCGGACUUGGAGAAAACAAAAUCUGUUUUUUGUUCUAUGGUUGUGAAGUUCCAACCCUGACUGCCGCCGCCGCUACCACCGUCGCCGUCGCUACCACCACCGCCGCCGCUGCCCUUGCUGCGCCGCCGCUGUCCUGGCCGUGACCGUGACCACCGCCGCUGUCGCCGCACCGUGGCCGCGUGACUGCCUCCGUCGCUGCCCCGCCGUGGCUGUGACCGCUGCUGCGUCGCUGGUGUCGUGACUGCCGACGCCAACGUCUCUGUUGACGCCUCUGCCGAUGCCGACGUCCGACCACCGACGCCGACGUCCGACGCCGUCGCCUCUUCUCGGCGCGCGCUGCCAAGCGCGGCCCUCUGCUUCCGCCGCGUCCUGCUGCUUCCGCAGCUCCCGUCACUUCCGCCGUUGAUCCCCGACUACGUCAUCUCACCUCUUCUCUCGGUUACUGCUGCUGUGUGUGUUCUUUGGCAGCCACUUCUACCUCGUGAUCAUGGCUGACUCGUCUUCUUCUUCAGUCAACACUACUCUGCCUGAUGUUGUGUCUGCGCGGACUGAUCAUGUACCGGUUCAGGUUACCACCAUUCAACUUACCAAGGAGAACUAUUCCCGAUGGUCUGCUGCGAUUACCAUGGGGAUUGCUGGGCGAGGACGCAUUGCCUAUGUGAAUGGGAGAAAGGUUGAACCUGCUGCAGAUAGUCUGGCUUGGGAUACAUGGUUUCUUGAAGACAACCAGGUCAAAACCUGGAUUGUCAAUUCAGUGUCCCCGGAUAUCCAACCCCUCAUUCUUCGUAAGAAGACUGCAAGGGAUAUGUGGAUUAUUUUGGAGCAGAUGUAUGGCCAAAAGAAAAGGAAAGUUCGUGUGUAUCAACUUAUGAAGGAUGUGUAUUCCCUGCGACAAGGUGCUCUCUCGGUUGCAGACUUUUAUGCAGCAUUAAAAUCUAAGUGGGAGGACCUUGACUAUCACUCUGAUAUUCCAUGGAGGUGUCCUCACGACCAGAUGCAGUACAUGACUGAUAAAUGGGAAAACAGGGUAUUCCUUUUCUUAUCCGGACUGAAUGAUGACUUUGAAAAUAUAAGGGGUCAGAUUCUUAACUCUGACGAAUCAUUUAGUAUUGAAGAUGUCUAUUCCCGUGUUGAAGCUGAAGAACAGAGAAGGCUGCUCUCUAGUGGACGAAAGGGGGAAGAACAGUCUGCCUAUGUUAGCCGUGCCCCUGUUGGAACUCCUCGUUCUUCCCGAAAAUGUACUCAUUGCAAAAAACUUGGUCAUACUAGGGAUUUUUGUUGGGACCUGUAUCCAGAGAAGAAGGAUAGUAGGGGGAGGUCUUCGAGUGGGAAGAAGCCUGUAUCGUCUGCAACAAGUCUGAGUGAUGGGAAAGGUUCUAUUUCUGCAGAGCAGAUUCGUGAGCUACGAGCAUAUUUGAGUAAGAUUGAUGUUGGUCAGGCAGAUACACCAGAUGAGGUGAAGAUCAAUCAGGCAUUGGCUGUUUCAGGGGGAGAAGGACUUGGUGACAGGGAAGAGGAUUGGGAUUGGUUUGGUGUCUGAUGGGCUGUAUCGGCUUCCUAUACGCGUUGUCACAGCUCUUAUGUCAGCAGUCAGCAGAACAGAAAAGAAGGAGGAAGAGUGUCGUC
Molecule: messenger RNA, 2072 nt
Organism: Nymphaea colorata (pocket water lily)
Lineage: Eukaryota; Viridiplantae; Streptophyta; Magnoliopsida; Nymphaeales; Nymphaeaceae
Exons: 2
Coding region: 934-1986 (350 amino acids)
Source: RefSeq, a predicted model, not a curated record